AUGCUGCUGGUUUUAGAUUUAGCUUGACUUGAUUUAAAUAUUUUAUAACCUAAGAACUGUUUAAAAUGAGCAUGGGUUUCUCUCUCAAAAAUUCAAGUAAAGGUCUUCUACACCAAAGUAAAGAUUUGAGCAUUUCUAUUUAAUUUGUGAGACAUUCACAGUCAACCUUUAUUUAUUGACUUGAUUGAUUUUUACAUUACAGCUCUGUGUCCAAGCAUUAUUACCUUUGUCCACAAUAGUUAAAAACCCCUUUACCAUAAUAAUUUCAGACUGUACCUUCAAACUCCAUUAGUGAUGUUCUGUAAAGAUUGAUUGACCUCUGUCCUAAUCAUUUUGGAGCUACCCCUGUCUGAGCCUGUCAAUUGACAUUAAAAAAUUGUUUGUUAAUAUCAUAAUUUGAAAUAUUUUCUGGAAGAGACACUGCCUAUUGAAUAGGAAAUUAAAAGUAAAGUCCAAAUGCUCCAUAAAACGCCGAAGUAAAAAAGGCAGCUUGAGCAUCCAUCAGUUUUUUCUCUGGCAGAAAGGAAAGAUACAAAGAAUGAAGUGACCCCAUCCGUCACCGCUUUGCCUUUUUGGUGUACUCUGCUAAUGGGUGCAUAAAUGGGAAGUGCUUUGUCCCUAAUUAUCAGUUAAUUUUGCCUUUGUUAGCCCUUUCACCAUACAACCCCUGACCAAGAGAUUUCUUCUGCCUGGAAAGUAAUUUUUUAUUAUUUUUAUGCUUUUCUCUAGAAAUUCUCCCCAAAUUGUUUCCAGUAUGUAUGUGAUAAUCUCUUCAAAAUAAUAAUAAUAAUAAUCUGAUCAGAAUUUUGAAUAUAUUCAGAGCCUAGUGACAUAAAAGGAAAAUUUCAUAAGACAUCUAAUCAAAUGUACAAAUGAUUAACUAAAGGACAGAUUAUUGAAAAUAUUACAAAACAAGCAACAAAAUAAGCUAAAACAACUUAAAAUCAAGAUUUUAAUUCCGAGUGGUUUUGUUUAUAACAAAUAUACAUCUUUCUAGUUAUGUCAAGCUCUGAAUACUUUACAAGGUUGAAAUUGUGAGUGAGAGGCUUUUACCUGUAAAUAUUGUAGAGAUCCAUCUGCACCAGUCCAGAUGUAGUUGCGCGGUCUCGCCACUCCUGAAGGGGGCGCUGUGUCACCGCACGCGCGUCGUGUUCACUGUUUAUAUGUGGUUGUCACGCGAGCUACUUCCGCCGGCUAGACACUCUGAAAUGGCUUCUUAACUUAUCAAAACUAGCUUUUUAACUUUAUUAAGCGCAUUUAAGUUGUUGAAUUAAGGUUUUUGCUUGCGUGUUAUCUUCUCCAGGGUUUCGUUUGACAGCGUGUGUUCGCUAUGACAGUUACUUAGAAGCUGCAGAGACGUUAGCAUGAGAAGCGUUUAAGUUAACGUACGCGAAAAAAGCAGUGUUAAUACUCUUAUGGCGUCUCACAACAUCACAACACCAGAAGAUGAUUGCCCGACUCUGAAGCCGAGACGGAUUCAGAACCAAAACGUAGUGCACCGCCUGGAAAGACGCCGGAUCUGCUCCGGCCCACCUGGGGCUCACUGGUACCGCGUGCGUUGCUUGCACCAAAACCUCUUCCCAAAUUUCACAGUGGUGAAUGUUGAGAAGCCCCCCUGCUUCCUACGGAAGUUCUCCCCUGACGGACGCUGUUUCAUCGCAUUCUCCUCCGAUCAAACAUCCCUGGAGAUCUACGAGUACCAGGGAUGCCAGGCUGCAGAAGACCUCCUCCAAGGCCAGGAGGGUGAGACCCUGGCAAACGGGAACGACCAGCGCUCCCUCAAUAUCAGAGGUAGACUCUUCGAACGCUUUUUCUCACUGCUCCACGUCACCAACGUCGCCUCGAACGGUGAGCACUUGAAUAGAGAAUGCAGUCUGUUUACGGACGACUGCAGGUAUGUGAUCGUCGGUUCGGCUGCUUACUUGCCCGAGGAACCGCAUCCGCAUUUUUUCGAGGUAUACCGGAACAAUGAGUCUGUGACCCCGAAUCCACGCUCUCCUCUUGAGGACUACUCUCUGCACAUUAUAGACCUGCACACGGGACGCUUGUGCGACACUCGCACCUUUAAAUGCGACAAGAUCAUCCUUUCGCACAAUCAGGGACUUUAUCUGUACAGAAAUAUUCUGGCUGUGCUUUCUGUGCAGCAACAGACCAUACACGUCUUUCAGGUCACAUCAGAAGGAACCUUCCUCGACGUCCGCACCAUUGGACGUUUUUGUUAUGAGGAUGACCUCCUGACUCUGUCUGCAGCUUACUGUGAGUCUCAGGCCGAAAGUCUGCCCGGUUUCUCUCGCCUCUAUAAGGAGAAAACCAUCAACUCUCUGAAACACAGGCUGCUGGUGUACCUGUGGAGGAGGGCGGAGCACGACGGCACCGCCACGGCCAAGCGGCGGUUCUUUCAAUUUUUCGAUCAGCUCCGGCAGUUGCGCAUGUGGAAGAUGCAGCUUCUCGACGAACAUCACCUCUUUAUCAAGUACACCAGCGAAGACGUGGUGACACUGAGGGUCACCGACCCAUCGCAGCCUUCGUUCUAUGUGGUUUACAACAUGCUGACGACAGAGGUGAUAGCUGUUUUCGAGAACACUUCAGACAAACUCCUCGAGCUUUUCGAGAACUUCUGCGACCUCUUCCGGAACGCUACACUACACAGCGAAGCCGUGCAGUUCCCUUGCUCUGCGUCCAGUAACAACUUUGCCCGUCAAGUGCAGCGCAGGUUUAAAGACACCAUUGUAAAUGCCAAGUAUGGAGGGCACACGGAGGCCGUUAGAAGACUGCUAGGACAGUUGCCCAUUAGCGCUCAGUCCUACAGCAGCAGCCCAUAUCUGGACCUCUCCCUCUUCAGCUAUGAUGACAAGUGGGUGUCUGUCAUGGAGCGACCGAAGACCUGCGGCGAUCACCCCAUACGGUUUUAUGCGAGGGAUUCGGGGCUGCUGAAAUUUAAGAUCCAGGCAGGCCUGCUGGGCAGACCCAUUAACCACACGGUCAGAAGACUUGUGGCGUUCACCUUCCAUCCUUUCGAACCUUUCGCUAUCUCCGUACAGCGCACCAACGCCGAAUACGUUGUCAACUUUCACAUGCGACAUGGAUGCGUAUGAUGUUGUUGUGGAUGUGGAAAAUCUGUAUUUAUUUUAAGCAGAUAUGAUGCAUGAAACCAAAGAUUUUUUUAUUUUAUUACAUUUUAUUCUUCAUUUGUUAUUUGCAUUAAAGUUUUAUUUAUUACAAAUGUUAUGUCUUUUAUUUUAUUACGCUAAGCAAUGUAUAUAUUUGUGUAUGUUAUCUUUUUAUUAAAUUGCAUUUUG
Messenger RNA from Paramisgurnus dabryanus, 3299 nucleotides. The record is from RefSeq and is a predicted model, not a curated record. Lineage: Eukaryota; Metazoa; Chordata; Actinopteri; Cypriniformes; Cobitidae.